AUGCCCGCUGAGCUUCUCGUCCCGCUGAGUGGGGGUCAAAGCAACCCAACCAAUAAUGGCAGGAGGGAUUCAACCUGCCAUCCCCAAUUUCGUGUUCAGACGGGAAGCAGCAGGCAUAGGAUGGUCAGCUCUGGCGAGGGAAGGAACAGUAAAGCUGAAACGAAAUGGCUCGGACCCAUAAAGGAAACUAAUUUAUCCCUCACAAAAGACAUGUGCACAUUCAAAUUGGCUCUUUCUUCCGAUAUGCUACUGGGAGGCAUUCGAGACCAAUUGCAUUACCAUACAAAUAUGCUUGGAUACAUGUGCGUUCCUCGAUACUCAGCUCGAAGAAUUACUGUUGUCUCUUGUCCUCCAGUAGCUGUCUCAUGA
Messenger RNA from Fusarium graminearum PH-1, 369 nucleotides. RefSeq lists its product as uncharacterized. The record is from RefSeq and is a predicted model, not a curated record. The transcript has 3 exons. Lineage: Eukaryota; Fungi; Ascomycota; Sordariomycetes; Hypocreales; Nectriaceae. The coding region runs from base 1 to 369 and encodes 122 amino acids.